Molecule: messenger RNA, 1207 nt
Organism: Amborella trichopoda
Lineage: Eukaryota; Viridiplantae; Streptophyta; Magnoliopsida; Amborellales; Amborellaceae
Product: acidic endochitinase
Biological process (GO): carbohydrate metabolic process
Cellular component (GO): extracellular region
Molecular function (GO): chitinase activity
Source: RefSeq, a predicted model, not a curated record
CCGAUCCUCAGGCGAAAUAGGGCCAGGCUAAGGCCAUGGCUGGCCCGGCAGCCCUAAUCCAAGAUGGGUCUAAAAGUGAAGUCCGUAAGACAUAUACUCAGUUGUGCAAAGACAAACCCACUUAGCAGUGAAGCAGGGUAUAAAAGGAGAGCAGUGGUAUGAGGAUUUGUCAUACAAAGCUAACAACUAGUGGUGUUAUGGUAGAUACCCAAGGUUGCUCUACUACUGAUAAUACAUCUUGCCUUGGUGGUUGCUAGCAAUUCAACUAUGGCCAUUCCAAGCUUCUCCAUCAAGGACAAUAUCUUCUGUCUUUGCAUCUUUGUGUUGGCACUGGUCGUUGCCCGGUCCGAAGCCGGAAGCAUUGCCAUCUACUGGGGCCAAAAUGGCAACGAGGGCACCCUUGCGGAGACCUGCGCUACCGGAAACUAUGGCUUUGUCAACAUAGCCUUCCUUGCCACGUUCGGCAACGGACAAACUCCGCAGAUCAACCUCGCUGGCCACUGCGACCCCUACUCCAAUGGCUGCACUGGGCUCAGUGACGACAUAAGGUCCUGUCAAAAGCAGGGUGUCAAGGUCCUACUCUCCAUCGGUGGUGGUGCCGGGAGCUACUACCUCGCCUCCUCUGACGAUGCGAAACAAGUCGCACGCUACCUCUGGAACAACUAUCUUGGAGGACAGUCGUCGUCUCGUCCCCUGGGUGAUGCAGUGCUUGAUGGUAUUGAUUUCGACAUCGAGGGGGGAACAAACCUACACUGGGACGAGCUAGCGAGGACGCUCUCAGGAUUCAGUCGCCGAGGAAAGAAGGUGUACUUGAGCGCCGCUCCACAGUGUCCAUUUCCCGACGCAUGGGUCGGAGGAGCCCUCAAGACAGGACUCUUCGACUAUGUCUGGGUGCAGUUUUACAACAAUCCUCCAUGCCAGUAUACGUCGGGUGACCUUACAAACUUGGAGGAUGCAUGGAAGCAGUGGACGUCGUCCAUCCCUGCGACAAAGAUCUUCUUGGGAUUGCCGGCAGCGCCUGAAGCUGCCGGUAGCGGCUUCGUUCCCGCGGAUACCCUCACUUCCCAGGUGCUUCCUGCUAUCAAGGGUUCAAAAAAGUAUGGAGGGGUCAUGUUGUGGUCCAAGUACUACGACGAUCAGACUGGUUACAGCUCCUCCAUCAAAAGCCAUGUCUGAUAUCUUUAGGCAAAAUUACAUUGCAUAACUA